AUGGACCCAGUCAGUGCCGCUGCCAGUAUCGUAACGCUUAUCGAAGUCACCGGACACACCAUUGCUCUCAUACGCAAGCUAACAGCCACCCACAAGAAUGCUCGCAAGGAACAGGCAAUGGCUGCGCGGCGACUGUUUGAUCUCUCCAGUCUUCUGGGUCAAAUCGCGGCAUUUCGACAGUCGACGAGCGUGAACGUUGGGGACGACCCGCCGGCCUAUGAAGAUAUAAAUACCGAGAGAAUUCUCGCGGAGAUCGGAGCUGAGAAUGGUACCCUUGCACACUGCAAAGAUGAGGUGCUUGGUCUACGGUCUACUUUGGAGGAGAUGGUUCAGCAAAAGAGGCUUGUGUGGAUCUUCAAGGCUGAGAAAGUCCAAAAACGACUGCAGAGCAUCAAGAUCGAUAUAGACACUCUACAUCAGCUUUUUCAGAAUGACAUGCUAUCAUCCAUAUUGAAAGCGACCUCUCGAAUUGACGAAGUAGCCGACGCUGUCAAUGCACUGUCCAUUCGGUCGGAUACCCGCGAUGUUUUCAAAUGGCUCGAUGCAGCGGGCUCAACCACCAACUACGGACGAGCACGCCAAAGAUACCAACCAGGCACUGGCGACUGGUUCUUGGAGAUGAAGGUUUUCCACGAGUGGAAGUCCACACCUCAACUGAUGUGGCUUUAUGGAAUCUCGGGGUGUGGUAAAACCAUACUCUCGUCUACCAUCAUUGAGCAUUUGAAGACGGAAUACAACAAUCACCCUGAUAUUGCUGUUGUGUAUUUCUUCUUUGAUUUUCAGGAUAGUCGGAAGCAAUCUCCCGAUCGGCUUCUCCGAUCACUGUUGGAACAAUUGGCCGCUGAAAGCGAAGACGCCGUGUGGAGCGUACGGCAGCUGUAUGACAAUUGCGCAAAAGGCCGAGCGCAACCAAGCAGAGAACAGAUGCACAACGCCUGCUCUGAUGCCAUGGGCUCAUUCGAGCAAGUCUUCAUCAUAGUUGACGGGCUAGACGAAUGCAACGCAUUAGAGUAUAGCGAGCUUGGAGUGGCAUUGGAAGAUUUGAUGGCAAAGAGUGAUAACGUGCACCUGAUCGCUUUGAGCCAACCGAUUCAGGCAAUCCAGAACUUCAUGAAAAGAAUAUCGCAGCAAACCAUGGCAAUCAAAGGAAUGGAAGUAAGCCGCGACAUUGAGAUAUAUGUCCGCCAGCGAAUACAAGACUCUGUCGCAAUGUCAUUUCGAUCGUCUGAACAACUGCACGACAUUGCUGAACGACUCUGCAAGGCUUCAGGUGGAAUGUUUCGUUGGGUUCAACUUCAGCUUGACGAGCUAGAACGAUGUGAAAACGAUCGCGAGGUUGAGUCGCAGCUUGAAUCACUCCCCAGUGGCCUCCCGGAAACAUACCAACGAAUACUCACAAAAUUAAAUGAUAAGCAGAAAGGAAAAGCAAUCCACAUUUUGACAUGCCUCGCCAUGGCUAAUAGCUCUCUUCGAAAGUCCGCAAUAGAAAACUCGCUACAGAUCGAGCCGGAUGCAGAUGUUCGCAUUGCACCGAGCUUGAAACCCAAUCCAGGCGUGGUCGCGAAUAUGCUACCAGGCCUGGUCUUAUUCACUCCCAAACUCGACGUUGAGGAGGGUGGGAGCAACGCCCACGGUAAUGAUCCUGAUGGUGAAUUGAGACUUGCCCACAGCUCUGUGAAAGAUUACCUGUUGUCUCCCACAACACGAACGGGCAAAAUGGCAGAUUUCGCAAUUGAUCCACCGCUUGGUCAUCUUUAUAUGGCCAAGCUCUGUGUCGCGUGUCUUCUGAACUUUGGGAAAGACAUGAUUGCUCGACAAGUUCUCCAGGAGACUCCAUUCCUUCCAUAUGCUGGGAAUAAUUUAUCUAUCCACGCAACAGCAGCAAACCAAGCUUCCGAAAGAGGAACUCUGGAUACCUUGAUAGUCAAGUUGCUCGAUGAGAAUCAGCCCGCAUUUAAGAAUUGGUAUCGCGUCUGCAACCCAUUCACCACCCGAGAUUACUGGGAUGGCAACGGCAAACCUACUUACUCGCCUUUACAGCACGCCGUAGCCUGGAAUCUUUGGAGAGUCGCCGGCAUGCUCAUCGAUGCAGGCGCAAAUAAAGACCAGAAAAUCUUCGAUGGCGGCUUUCGAGCAAUACAUUCUACAGUCGAAUUCGGAAGCCUUGAAUGCAUAGACAUGCUGGUCGAACGUGGCGCAGACGUCAAUGGAACGGCUUGGCCUUACAAGACGGCUUUGCACUACGCAUCGCAGGUCCCGCACGACAAUGGCGAAGUAGUCGCCCGACUUAUCAGUCAUGGAGCUAAUAUGAAUGCCCUCGAUCCGUGGAUUGGGACGCCUCUGCAGCAGGCAGCACAUGAAGGAAGGCCACGAAUCACUCAGACGCUACUUGAAAAAGGAGCCAACCCGAACAUUGUAUUCAAGCAUGAUCGUAUAAGCAGCCUCGACUUUGGGACUGCAUUGCAAUGCGCAGCCUACUGGGGUCACCUCAAAGUAGUGGAGGCCUUGUUGAACAAGAGAGCCCUCAUCAACCACCCCUACGGCAAAAUUGGAACUCCGCUUCAUGCAGCAGCAAUCAAUGGAAAAUCUCAAGCCGUCGACCUUCUGCUGACUCGCGGCGCCAAAAUAUCGGAAGAAGCUGGCAUGUGUGGUUCAGUACUGGAAGCCGCAUACUACGGCGGCGACAUGGACACAAUAAGACUCGUCUUGACUCGUCUUGGCGCCGAAGAAAGCGAAGCCGCCAUCGAAGAGAAGAUUGUCGAAGCCUCUGAAAAAUGCCCCGAUCUCUACGAAGCAGCGAGACGGAAUGCGGUAGGCAAGAUCUACCAACUCUUGGACAAUGGGGCCAAGAUCAACGACCGCGUGUUCCUAUCGGGCGACUCGGCGAUUCUCCUGGCGGCAAAGCAGGGGCACUUUGCAGCCGUCGAAGCAUUGAUCAAGAGGGGUGCGGAUCUACAGAGUCGUGAUCGAGGUGGGACGAGAGCAAUUCAUGCUGCCGCAAGGAGAGGGGAUUUGGAGAUGGUGAGGCUGCUACUGGAGCAGGGAGCGGAGGAGGAUAUUAAGGAUGAUGGAGAUAGGUCUGCUCUGGAUGUUGCGGAGGGGCAAGGUCAUAGUCAGGUCGUUGAGUUGCUUAAUAGAUUGCAUAAGGCUGGGAAGGACCUCACACCAGGCUCUCCAGCUCGUCCUCUAGAUUCUUUCACAUCAAUCCACCUUCUCUUGGCCGGGAAUAUGUCUUUCAACUAUGGCACCAAUGACAUCAUCCUCGCACUGAACCUCUGCAAAUACGUGUAUACCACCUUGAAAGACGCACCAGCGGAAUAUCGAGAAUGUCAAAGCGAGCUCAAGUCCGUCGCGAUUGCGAUCGGCUCUUUGAAGGAGCAUGCGGAGGACCCUUCGUCCAUAGUCAAUCGCAAAGGUGCCUCUCGCAUAGAGGACCUCGCAAACAUUGUAGAAAACUGUCAGAACCCAGUACGACAGUUGCAGACACUAGUCAGCAAUCACAGCAGCAUUGUCGAUUCGGGCAAUGGGCAAAUGAUGAGGGUGUGGCACAAAUUCAAAUUUGGCCUGGCAGACCUCGAAUCGAUUCGCGACAAGCUGAACUUCCAUCUCCUGACCAUCAACGCAUUCUUGACCAGCUUACAAGCCUUUCGGAUGAAAUCCAUGGAAAGGAAACUUGACAAGAUCUAUGCGCAGCUGAUCACCGACGCGGCAGCCGGUGCGCGCGAUAUGCAGCAUUCUCUUGCAUCCAUCGCAUCAACUCGCUCAAGCCUGAUCCUCUUCGACGUCGAAAGACAAGGCGAUGAUGCCUGGCUGGGGUUGAAAGAAGCCUUAAUCGCCGAAGACAUCUCGAUGUUGCAGAUCGACGCGCAUCGCAGCGAAAUCUUCCAAUACGUCAAGUCCCUCCUCACGAACGACGCAUCCCUCGAGGCGGCGGUCGCACUUCACCAACUUCCUCCCCCACCACCACCACCGCAGCACAGUCUUUCUUUCCCCGGCUUCGACAGCGAAACCCUCGUGGACCACGACGUCGACAUGGCCGACGUCUACGGGCACUUCAAUGGCUUAGGCAUCUUCGGCACGAACCUCGUCGCCGGUACUACUACUGACGCGAUGAUGACCCCACCGCCAUCGCUCAGCGAACAACCUACACCAAGUCUAUCGUCCACGCCGGGCACGACUCCCGAUCUAGGCACGCCGCGCUCUUCGUUCUCGAAAACGUCGAGUCGCACAUCUCGCAGCUCGUCGAUCUACCUGAACCCUUUCUCCUCGGCUUUUUCGAAGGCGGCGAAAACACCCUCGAGUGAGCGGCGCAAGUCUUCUUCUAUCUUCUCGACGGCGGCGGCGGCGGCGGCGAAAUCACCCCGCCCGGAGCCGAAAGCGACGGAUUCUUCAGAUGGUGGGAAGGCGAAGAAGGUCAAACCACCGCGGCAUUUAUCGUCGGUGUAUGGGAAUCCGUUUGGAGGGGCGUUCUAG
This is a messenger RNA of Bacidia gigantensis, 4473 nucleotides long. RefSeq lists its product as uncharacterized. NCBI's taxonomy places the organism in Eukaryota, Fungi, Ascomycota, Lecanoromycetes, Lecanorales, Ramalinaceae. The coding region runs from base 1 to 4473 and encodes 1490 amino acids. The record is from RefSeq and is a predicted model, not a curated record. The transcript is spliced from 4 exons. Gene Ontology annotation, molecular function: protein binding.